CUCGGGUCAGCGGAUCACUGAUCAACAGAAAGAGCCGAAGAUCUGUCAAGCUGACAGCUCGAGAGGAGAGUCAGUAAUCAGCAUUCCUUGGAGGGGGACAUGUGCACUGAUGAUCAGUGUGCCCUGAUUAUCAGUGUAGCCCCAGAAGUGCCACCUAUCAGUGCCCAUCAAUGCCACCUGCCAGUGCCCAUCAAUGCCACAUAUGAGUGCCUACCAGUGCACAUCAAUGCCACAUAUCAGUGCCCAUCUGAGCUGCCUUUCAGUGUCACUUAUCAGUGCCACCUAUCAGUGCUGCCUUUCUGUGCCCAUCAGUGAUGCCUGUCAAUGCCCAUCAGUGACACCUACUAGUGCCUCCUCAUCAGUACAGCCUAUCAGUGCCCAUCACUG
This is a messenger RNA of Staurois parvus, 387 nucleotides long. Lineage: Eukaryota; Metazoa; Chordata; Amphibia; Anura; Ranidae. The record is from the annotation of a GenBank genome assembly.